AGUGGACUGACUCUUGAUGAUGCUGGUGGAGUGAGAGAGAAACGGGAGAAGAGGCGCUGAUAGAUCUCUUGACGCAAGAUGAGUCCCGCUACGUCAAAUUCUCUUUCCCGUCGAGAGUCCUGGACACUCCUGGUUCUCGCAGGGGCUUGCAUUGGCAUUCUGUUCAAUGCCUUCGGGGGUGAAGGAGCGCCUCUGGCAGCUUCCAUCGCCUUCAGCGGUAUUGCUUUUGCUGUAACAUUCAGCAUGAUCAGAUGGCUUGGGCCGGUGUUUGUAAAGGCAGGCCUGAGUGGGAAGGAUAUGGCAAAGCCCAAACGGCCUGUCAUACCGGAAACUAUGGGUGCUGUUUGCGCCGUGGUUUAUCUUUUGGUCCUGAUUUUCUUCAUCCCUUUCGCCUUCUAUCAGGAUAUCGUCGCAGCCACCUCAGGCGGAGGCAAUCGAGACGUUGUACUUGAAGUACACCAUGUUGAAACGGGUCGCACGCUGCACCGGUUUCCUCAUGAACGGCUCGCCUCCUAUCUCUCUGGUCUUCUAUCCCUUCAGUGUAUCGUCAUUCUUGGAAUUGGCGAUGACCUCCUCGAUAUUCGAUGGAGGCACAAAGUGCUUAUUCCAGCGUUUGGUGCGAUUCCCAUGUUGAUAGUCUACUUUGUGGAUUUUGGCGUCACCCAUGUCGUCGUUCCUGUGCCUUUGCAACGUUACUUAGGCUCCUUUGUUGAUCUCGGCUUUCUGUACUACGUGUACAUGGCCGCAGUGGCUAUCUUUUGCCCCAAUUCCAUCAACAUGCUAGCAGGAAUUAAUGGAGUGGAGGUUGCCCAGUCACUCGUGAUUGCGGUUUUAUUGAUGGUCAACGACAUAUUGUAUCUCAUCACCCCAUUUCGACACCCCGCUACUGACUCGCACUUAUUCUCGCUUUACUUCCUGCUGCCCUUUAUCGGAGUCUCGUUUGCUCUUCUAUGGCACAACUGGUAUCCGUCCAAAGUGUUUGUUGGGGAUACAUAUUGUUACUUUGCGGGCAUGGUUUUUGUUGUUGUCGGGAUACUGGGACAUUUCAGCAAAACCCUCAUGCUUCUCUUUAUCCCGCAGAUUUUCAACUUCCUAUAUUCGACCCCUCAGCUUUUCAACCUGAUCCCCUGCCCACGGCACCGACUACCUAAGUUCAGUGCCGAGUCUGGACUCUUGGACGCUUCUGUGACCGAAUGGGUAGUGGCCCCUUCACCCUUAAUUGCGGCUGCUUUGGAUCUCUUACAUUAUCUACGUCUUGCCCGUGUCCAUAAGAAUGACAAGGGCCAGAUUGUUGAGUCGACGAAUCUGACUAUUCUUAACCUGUGGCUAGUAUGGAUGGGUCCAAUGCGGGAGGAUCGGUUAGCGUUAAGCAUGGUGGUAGUCCAGACAGCGUGUGGGCUUUUUGGACUCUUUGUACGUCAUUGUUUAGCCUUACUCGUAUUCCAGGCAGAUAACCGAGCAUUUGGUGUUAUUUUGUAAAACCACAAAAAA
Messenger RNA from Aspergillus ochraceoroseus IBT 24754, 1491 nucleotides. RefSeq names its product UDP-N-acetylglucosamine--dolichyl-phosphate N-acetylglucosaminephosphotransferase. Gene Ontology annotation, cellular component: membrane. The coding region runs from base 334 to 1479 and encodes 381 amino acids. Gene Ontology annotation, molecular function: UDP-N-acetylglucosamine-dolichyl-phosphate N-acetylglucosaminephosphotransferase activity. Lineage: Eukaryota; Fungi; Ascomycota; Eurotiomycetes; Eurotiales; Aspergillaceae. The transcript has 3 exons. Gene Ontology annotation, biological process: dolichol-linked oligosaccharide biosynthetic process; protein N-linked glycosylation. The record is from RefSeq and is a predicted model, not a curated record.